Sander lucioperca (pikeperch) is the source of this 1633-nucleotide messenger RNA. RefSeq names its product major histocompatibility complex class I-related gene protein-like. The transcript has 8 exons. Gene Ontology annotation, cellular component: external side of plasma membrane. Lineage: Eukaryota; Metazoa; Chordata; Actinopteri; Perciformes; Percidae. The coding region runs from base 368 to 1444 and encodes 358 amino acids. The record is from RefSeq and is a predicted model, not a curated record. Gene Ontology annotation, biological process: immune response.
ACACACACACACACACACACACACACACACACACACACACACACACACAGGCUACAAUUACCACAGUUUUCCCACUCAUCCCGUCUCUUUCUAUCGGAGAGAGACGCGCGGUAUGUUCCAGCUGUAAGUCUAUUUAAUCAACCUUUCCAAAAAUCGACCUAGUAACCCGUGACGUGUCCGUCUUUUCUGAGUUCCGAUUGGUCAGAAUGUUUCCUUGCAUAUCCUGUUUUUAACCGAGUGGGUUGUGCGUCUCGUGUGAUCAACACGAAUUUAUAGUUUCGAUAUCAUCGGUGGGAAAAACCAUAGACUUCCGUAUUCCGUAUUUCUGUUCUCCUUUUUCCACGUUUUAAACUUGUGAAAGCAGAUCAUGCAACUGAUUCUGCUGCUGCUGCUGCUGCUGUCAUGUCACGUUGCAUCUGCAGCGAUACACUCCCUGAAGCAUGUCUACACGGCAUCCUCUGGAGUCCCAAAUUUCCCCGAGUUUGUGGCCGUUGUGUUCGUCGACGGGUUUCAAACGGACCACUACAGCAGCAUCACCAAGACGACGGUACCCACGCAGGCCUGGAUGAGCCGAGUCACAGCAGACGAUCCAGAGUACUGGAAGAGGCAAACUUCGUACUGGGAAGGCCAAGAGCAGAUAGGAAGGGUCAACAUUGAGAUUUUGAAGGAGCGCUUCAACCGGACUGAAGGCAUCCAUGUAAUCCAGGUGUUGAAUGGCUGUGAAUGGGAUGAUGAAACUGGAGAAGUUAAUGGUUUUGGUCUAAUCAGUUAUAACGGAGAAGACAUCUUAAUAUUGGACAUGAAAGCACAGAGAUGGAUCACCACAAAACCACAGCUUCUCAGAAGCCAACACAAGUGGAAUAAUGACAAAAGUUGGUUAGAAUUCAUGGAGCACCGUUUGACCCAGGAGUGCCCUGUGAGGCUGAAGAACACUCUGAUGUACGGGAAGAGCACUCUGCAGAGAACAGUUCUUCCCAGGGUGUCUCUGCUCCAGAAGACUCCCUGGUCUCCAGUGAGCUGCCACGCCACCGGUUUCUACCCAGACAGAGCGCUGAUGUUCUGGAGCAGAGACGGAGAGGAGCUUUACGAGCACGUGGACCACGGCGAGCUCCUCUACAACCAUGACGGGACCUUCCAGAUGAGCGUAGAUUUGAAUCUUUCGCUGGUCAAACCUGACGACUGGUGGCGGUACGAUUGUGUUUUUCAGCUCUCCGGUGUCGAGAAUGACAUCCUAACCAAGUUGGAUCCAGCAGUGAUCAGGACAAACUGGGUUGAGAAGCCCAGUUCUACAACACUCCCCAUCACGUUGUCUGCAGUGGUUGCAGUGGUUUCCGUCUUGACGUUGGCCACCGGAGUCACCGUUUACAAAAAGAAAAAAGCCAAGAGCCCUUCAGAUUCUCCCGACAACGUCGAGCUCUCUGAGAAACUGAAACCAGAAACCUAAUUGCACACAGACGUCUGUGCACCCGGUGGACCGGAGUAAGAAGAGGUGUUGUCACGUCCGUCAAACUGCAGAAAGCAGGUCAUUUAUUUUGUUUUGUGGCAUUGAUUGAGGAUUUGUAAUUGAAUCCUAAAAUGGAAAGUCAGACUUGGGCCAAAGGAAUAAAUGAGCCUUGUUGUGUGUCUGACACUC